AUGCGCCUGCUCCUCGGUCUUGUCGUCUCCGGUUUCAUUGUGCAGGUCUGGGCUACGAUAGGCCAGUUCACCAUGAAGGAAGUCUUGAAUGGAUUCUUGAAGGUGACGCGGUUUGUGGUCAUGCGAUGCUUCUUCGCGUGGGCCCUAUGGGUCACGGUGCUGUGCGUCUAUCUUUGGGAGACACAUUACGUGAAGCGUCACUACUCGAAGGCAGAGUGGGGUGCGAGUUUGCAGACGCUAGACAGCUUUGACGGGCCGGAUGGAGACUGGAGCAGAAUGGGACCGGAUCUGCUGCUACGUGGCACAGCGCUUGGAUACCGAGACCCCGCAGUCACGCCGUAUUUGGAGACCUAUAACGAGCCAAGCGACACGAAAGGAUACGAUCGUCCUCCGAAUGACUGGAGCAAGACUUCGCCCCCCGAGAGCCUCGUGACAACGAGCGCGGGACGCCGCACAACGGAACUGCCGUCCGCAUGUCACCCUAGCUGGAAGGGGGUUCUACCGAGGGGCGACUGCAUCCUAGGACCUCAUCUUUCGAGCAAGGGUCCUCCGGAAUCGAAGCGGGUGGGGAUGACGAAGGCCUUAGUGGACUCUUACAAGAAAGUGGGUCUUAGCUCUGAUUUCACGAACACAGAGAGGGUGGUGACUGCGCCGCGGAGGUGGGUGCCUGAGGACCGGUAUUGGUCUGAGAAGGUGCAGAUCAUUCAGGAGAGUUUCGGACCGACGCUGUGCAGGACGCGAAGUAUGUAG
This is a messenger RNA of Trichosporon asahii var. asahii CBS 2479, 750 nucleotides long. RefSeq lists its product as uncharacterized. The transcript has a single exon. NCBI's taxonomy places the organism in Eukaryota, Fungi, Basidiomycota, Tremellomycetes, Trichosporonales, Trichosporonaceae. Bases 1 to 750 code for a protein of 249 amino acids. The record is from RefSeq and is a predicted model, not a curated record.